CUGCAUGCUCAUGGUGCCCUCUCCGCCCUGUCUCUGUGCCCCAUAUCCCUGAACGUUGAGCCAGUGGGUUUGGGUGGUGCCGUGGCAUAGCCACCUCCAGCCAUGGCAAAAUCACAUGUCAGGCCCCACCUCGCCCGAGUGUGCCCAGCACGCAGCUGUUACCAGCCCGCUGGUGUCUGAGCUUUUGGGAAACAGCUCUGCCAGCUUUUCCCUGCAAAUGUGAGGGUGAGACGUGUGCUUGGUUUGAAAUGCAGGCCAGGGGCUCAUUUGUUUCCAGGAGCUGGAGUGCUCAGAUAAAAAUAUAUAUAGGAAACCCACAUGUAGAGGUGGAAGUUGCCUAUGCAGUGCUGCCAAUGUGCUGGGUGCUGUACAAACAUAAAAGCAGGCACAGUCCCUGCCCUGAAGAGGCUGCAAGGCCUUGAUCCUGCAAGUACGUAAGCAGGAUUUAUUUGCUGACUUUGCCAUCCUGAAAGAAGAUGGGAAAGGGCUACAAAGUAGUGAUUUGUGGAAUGGCAUCAGUGGGAAAAACCGCAAUUUUGGAGCAGCUUCUCUAUGGAAAACAUACUGUUGGUUUAGAAGAGGGUGCAACAGUGGAAGAUGUGUAUUUGGCUUCAGUCGAAACAGAUCGUGGGGUAAAAGAACAGUUACGUCUCUACGACACUACGGGUCUGCAAGAGGGAGUAGAGUUUCCAAAGCAUUACUUCUCUGUUGCUGAUGGUUUUAUUCUUGUGUAUGCUGUGAACAGCCUUGAAUCCUUCCAGAGAGCAGAAGUGAUCAAAAAAGAGAUUGACACAGUGAGAGACAAAAAAGAGGUGACAGUUGUCGUCUUAGGAAACAAAACUGACCUUACAGAGCAAAGACAAGUGGAAACAGAAAUAGCACAGCAAUGGGCAAAGGCUGAGAAGGUGAGACUGUGGGAGGUGACAGUGACGGAUCGGAAAACGCUCAUUGAACCUUUCACUUCAUUAGCUAGCAAGCUUUCCCAAUCCCAGAACAAGUCAGCAUUUCCCUUGCCUGGGAGGAAGAGCAAAGGCAAUAACUGUGAUAACUAA
Gopherus evgoodei (Goodes thornscrub tortoise) is the source of this 1052-nucleotide messenger RNA. RefSeq names its product NFKB inhibitor interacting Ras like 1 (gene NKIRAS1). The record is from RefSeq and is a predicted model, not a curated record. Bases 477 to 1052 code for a protein of 191 amino acids. Gene Ontology annotation, molecular function: GTPase activity; GTP binding. The transcript is spliced from 4 exons. Gene Ontology annotation, biological process: canonical NF-kappaB signal transduction. NCBI's taxonomy places the organism in Eukaryota, Metazoa, Chordata, Testudines, Testudinidae.